Hibiscus syriacus is the source of this 2166-nucleotide messenger RNA. RefSeq lists its product as uncharacterized. The transcript is spliced from 6 exons. Bases 1 to 2166 code for a protein of 721 amino acids. Lineage: Eukaryota; Viridiplantae; Streptophyta; Magnoliopsida; Malvales; Malvaceae. The record is from RefSeq and is a predicted model, not a curated record.
AUGGACUCGGUUACUGCAUCGAAAUCUAGGUUAGAAUUUGCCAAAAUUUGUGUCGAGAUUGGAGUAAAGGAUGUAAUCCCUAAAACUAUAAAAGUAAUUCUUGCUAAUGGGCAGUCUACUACAGUCUUUGUUGAAGUUCCUUGGCUUCCUCAUAGCUGUCUAAAAUGUAACAAGUUUUGUCAUUCUGAUAAAGCUUGUUUAACUUCAAAAGACCCAGCUCCUGCUAAUUUACAAAUCUGGAGGAAAAAGGAAACUACUGUUGUGCAAAACAAUCCUUCAAGUUUAUCUAGUUCCCAAGUUCCUCAUUCUACUGAUCAGGCUGAAUCUGUUCCAAUCUCUAAUGAGAUCAUUAAAACUUCAUCAAUGACCCCAUAUGAUUCUACUGCCAAAGUUGACAUACUUUGCUCUCCUCCAGUUCCAAAUGAAGUUUGCAAUUCUCCUUUACUUUCUGUGCCUCAAAAUGUCACUACUGUCCUUGACCAUAUUGCCUCAAAUAAUUCCAAUCUUUUUCCUAUCUCUAAUGAGGACGGUGAAUCCUCUCCUUCCUUAGAGAAUAUCACUAAAAAGCCUAGAUCUGCUUCUUUGGGAGUGGCACUGCUAAUUAAAGAUCUCAAAUCGAAAAGGAAUGAAUACCUUGACAAGUCUAAAUGUGUCACUGAUAAAGGCUUGGACUUUACCCUCUAUCAAACUACUGCCCAAAGUAUCACUGCUAAAGUUCUUAGAAAUGGAAUUCCUUUUUUUAUCUCUGUCAUCUAUGGCAGCAACGAUGGUACUCAAAGGAAGCAUCUUUGGAAUCACUUAAAAGACCUUGACUCUAGUAUUGGCUCUUUCCCUUGGAUCUUAAGGGGUGACUUUAAUAUCUUUCUCCACUCAUUUGAAAGCUCUGACCAUGACAUAUUGGGUUCUUAUACUUCCAAUGAAAUGAAGGAUUUCCAAGACACUAUACAUGACCUUCUCCUUCAGGAUCACCCUUUAUUUGGUCCAACUUUCACUUGGAGCAAUAAACAAAAAGAUUCAUAUCUUGUUAGGAAACUAGAUAGAGUUCUUGUAAAUUCUCAUUGGGUCAGCUCCUUUCAAAAUUCCUUUGUGGAAUUUCUUGCUCCAGGGCCCUCAGACCACUGUAUGACUAUUGGUUGGCUCAACAAAGACUCACAUGCUAAUAGGCCCAAACCUUUCAAAUUUUUUAACUUCUGGACCAAGAACCCUAACUUCCUUACUGAAGUUCAAAAUUCUUGGCAGCAUCCAAUGAAAGGAAAUCCAAUGUUGUCUCUCUUUCUUAAACUUAAGAGUCUUAAGACUUGCUUGAGGAACUUAAACAAGGACUGUUAUAGCAACAUCUCUAAUAGGGUCAAGCAAAAGAAAACAGAACUUGAACAAAUUCAGCUCUCUACCCUUAACAGAACAUCUUCUAUUGAUUCUGAGCUUAUUAUUCAGAGCGAGCUAUCUUCUCUUGAGCAUGCUGAAAAUAUGUUGUUAAAACAGAAGGCUAAAAUCCAAUGGCUCAAGGAGGGUGACAAAUGUUCUAAGUAUUUUCACUCUGUAAUUGCUUUCAAGAAUAAGAGAGAAACAAUUAGAUUCCUUCUGAAUGAUCAGGGAAGUAGACUAGAGGACUUCGACGAUAUGAUAUCUGAAGUUAUCCAAUUUUUUAAAAAUCAGCUGGGGAAAGCUGAUUCGAAUGUUAAAAGUAGUGAUCAUAAUGUUCUGAAAAAUAUGCUUCAUCUCAACCUGUCUCCUGAGGCUCUAGCAUAUUUGGAAAAAAACAUCACUGAAGAGGAGAUUAAGGAUGCAAUUUUCAGCCAAGGUUAUGAUAAGACCUCUUCUAUAUUACCAACUUUUAAUUCCACUAUAAUUGCUCUGGUUCCUAAGAUCACUAAUCCUAGUAAGGUCAAAGACUAUAGACCCAUAUCUUGUUGCUCUGUGGUCUAUAAGGAUCUUGUUAAAGGCUAUGGUAGAAAUUCCAUUUCUCCAAGGUGUGCUAUCAAGAUUGAUCUUCAAAAGGCUUUUGAUUCUCUAGACUGGGGUUUCCUCUCUUCCAUUCUCAAAGUUAUUGAUCUGCCCCCUCAAUUCAUUACUUGGAUUGAAGCUUGUUAUUCUGGAGCAAGAUAUUCAAUCUCUUUCAAUGGUUCUUUGAUUGGAUAUUUCAAAGGUGAAAGAGGUCUUAGAUAG